AAAAUUGAGAUUGUCAAGUUUUUUUUUUGUUGCUAGAAUACAUUAUUACUGAAGCUUUAAUUUAUUUAUCUUUUAGGAUGUUCACAUAAAGAAGCAAGAAGAUGCUGGGAAAAGGAGAAGAGCCCUGGACAUUUUCAGAGCAGCCAAAAAGUCCCGAAAAGAAAUGUUCAGUGAGCUAGAACUUGAAAAUGAGUCUGACUGCCAAAGCUCAGACGAGGAUCCUGAAGUCAUACCACGAAGACUCUUUACACAAUUAAAAGAGUCAUACGAUAAUUUGGAAAUUGAAAAGGAAAAAGCAGAAAAAAAAUAGAAAGCCUUGAAAAAAAAAUUUUGGAUUAUGAAAAAAAAUAUGAUGAUAUUAAUGAAGUUGUUGAGUUGCGAAGAAUGAAUAGACAACUUCAGGAAAAGAUUCUACGUUUGCCAGCUACACAAGGAGAAUGCUCUUGUGCAAAAAGAAAUUUCCCAGAAAUUCCAGUUGCAAGCGAUUCUGAAGCAAUGGAGUUUGAACUUGGAGGUGGAAUUUUUAUAAAUAAAAAUGUAUAUAAUGAACUUUUUAAUCUGGAUCAUAUCAGAAAAUUUACUAAGAGUCUUGCUGUGGCUAUGUGGGGGACAGCAACAUUAGCCACCAGGUCCGUUUCAGGAAAACCCUGCAAAAAUAGAAAUUAGCCUAAGAAAGUGGCUCCAUCAGGUGGAAGUUAAGGAAGCCAGCCUCAGCAAGAGCCAAAGCCUCCAUUAACACCAGAAAAACUGGCAGUGAUCUCAGGUAAUAAGAACCUAUAAAUAUGACUAUAUACUUGAUAAUAUAACUUACUUCUGAUUGA
Molecule: messenger RNA, 821 nt
Organism: Parasteatoda tepidariorum (common house spider)
Lineage: Eukaryota; Metazoa; Arthropoda; Arachnida; Araneae; Theridiidae
Source: RefSeq, a predicted model, not a curated record